Gossypium raimondii (Peruvian cotton) is the source of this 1591-nucleotide messenger RNA. RefSeq lists its product as uncharacterized. The record is from RefSeq and is a predicted model, not a curated record. NCBI's taxonomy places the organism in Eukaryota, Viridiplantae, Streptophyta, Magnoliopsida, Malvales, Malvaceae. The transcript is spliced from 2 exons. Bases 380 to 1591 code for a protein of 403 amino acids.
GGCACCGAUAUGAGAACAUCCCAUGUAAGACCAUGUCUGGGACAUGGCUUUGGCAUGUUAUUAUCAGAAGAGACCCGAGUAUCCUUAUUAUUCCAAUGUAGCUCAACGGGCUUGUAAACGAAUUAUGUUCAUGAAAGUUCAGUUUAAAGCAUAAAUGGCAAGCUCAGGUAAGUUAUAAGAGUUAAGAACUUAUUAUACUAUCAAUUGAUGUUCAACGAUGCAGCAAGAGUUGAGUAAGUUAUGCACACAAGUAUUCUAAGUAAACAAGUAAGAGAACUAGUAUGAGAUUAACUAAAGAGUAAACUAGAGAUAUAGACAUUGAGUUUAAUUAUUUAAGUUAAAUAUUGUUAUUUAUUUGCUAGUAAACUUACUAAGCUUUAUGCUUACUUCUUUUAUUUCUCUUUCUCUUAUAGUAUUGCAAAGCUACUUCAAGGAUCCUAAAGAAGUCGGAGAUCGUCCACACUAUCAACUACAACUGCUCGUUAUGGAUCCUGAACGAGCUAGUACAGAUGAAGUAGAGAGUAAUGCGCCUAUUCCCGCAGAAGGGACGGUGCCAUCAGAUGUUAAUGUUAGUGAAAGACCUGCAUCAGAUAGACAGGGAGGAGGAGCUAGAGAAGCCUUCUUCCAAGCCAUGACUGAUUGGUUUGCCGAGUUCGUUCGUACGAAUCCGGCUAUAAGACCUCCACCCCCUCAAGAAUCACAGGUUCCCCAUGUAGCUUCCCCAGCUGCAGGUAUAGUUAUCAGGGAGAGACCACCUGUUGAUAAGAUUAGGAAGCAAGGGGCUGAAGAAUUUCGGGCUACCAAAGAUGAUGAUGCAGAAAAAGCAGAAUUCUGGCUUGAGAAUACAAUCAGGGUUUUUGAAGAAUUAUCUUGUACACCGGAAGAAUGUAUGAAGUGUGUGGUCUCACUUCUCAGAGAUUCAGCUUAUCAUUGGUGGAAGACUCUCGUGUCUAUAGUACCGAGUGAGAGGGUUACUUGGGAUUUCUUUCAGGAGGAGUUUCGAAAGAAGUACAUCAGCCAGAGAUUUAUAGAUCAGAAAAGGAAGGAGUUUCUUGAGCUAAAACAAGGUAAAAUGUCUGUGACUGAAUAUGAACGCAAAUUUGUCAGACUUAGUAAGUAUGCUCGGGAAUUUGUAUCCACUGAAGCUAACAUGUGCAAGAGAUUUGAAGAUGGGCUUAAUGAUGACAUCCGACUAUCAGUGGGGGUAUUGGAAAUCAGAGAGUUUGUUGUUCUGGUAGAAAGAGCUUGUAAAGUAGAAGACUUGUUAAAAGAAAAAGAGAAGAGCAAAGCUGAAGCUGGAGCGCAGGAUACAAAGAAGAGGCAAAUGAGUAAAUCAUUUCAGUCUACAUCUAAGAGGCCUAGGGAGCUCUCUAGCGGAUCAUAUUUUCCAGCUAGAUAUCCUGGCCGAAGCAGGGGUAGAAGAUUUGAGGGUUCUAGAGCUCAAACCACUACAGUUGCAAGUACUGGCAGUACUCGACCUCCUAGGCCGGAAUGUCCUCAAUGUGGGAGACGCCACCCCGGAGAGUGUAGAGCAGGUGAAAAUAUUUGUUUCAGAUGUGGGCGUCCGAUCACUUUAUUCGGGAUUGUCUGA